CAGAUACUGUUUCACACAUCUCAAUUUGCCCGCAAGAGAAUGGGUUUGAAGGAAAACAAAUGCUGGUGUUAAAACAUGAUGUUUGGGGGCUUGUCCACACGUCAUGCAGACACAGUGAGUUGAUUGGAUGCCGGUAUAUAAAACAGGGUGGCUACCAAACGCUUGCAGUUCACUUCAUAAUCCCAAGUGAAGCUUUGCUCCGAACAGGCAGCGCAGCUCAGCUCAGCUCAGCUCAGCGCAGCGCAGCGAGCGGCCAAACAUGCAGCGCUGUGUGAGAUCCUGGAGCGGUCUGCGCUACACCUGCCCAAAACUUGGCGGAAACCGCCAUCCAGCAGCCAGGCGACUGGCUCUCGGCGGAUACUCUGGGGGGAAACAAGAUGCGCUGAGCGGGAGCUUGCGAGCUCUAGCCACCGGCGCCGCCAGCCAUGCGAGGAUCAUAGACAAUAUCUUGCCGAGGCACGAUGACUUUUCGGAGAGACACAUCGGACCCGGAGACAAAGAGAAGAGAGAAAUGCUGGACACACUGGGAGUGGCGAGCAUCGACGAACUUAUUGACAACACUGUUCCUACGAGCAUCCGCCUCGCCAGACCCUUGAGAAUGGACGAUCCCGUCUGUGAAAAUGAAAUCCUUGCCAGUCUACACAAGAUUGCAAGCAAGAAUAAAAUCUGGAGGUCUUACAUUGGAAUGGGCUAUUACAACUGCUCAGUACCACAAGCAAUUAUCCGCAACUUGCUAGAAAAUGCAGGAUGGGUGACCCAGUACACUCCCUACCAGCCUGAAGUUUCGCAAGGCAGAUUGGAAAGCUUGCUCAACUAUCAGACUAUGGUGUGCGACCUCACGAGCAUGGAUGUGGCCAAUGCCUCGCUGUUGGAUGAAGGAACAGCUGCUGCCGAGGCAAUGCAGUUAUGCCACAGAUACAACAAGCGAAGCAAAUUCUACGUGGACCCUCGAUGUCAUCCUCAAACAAUAGCUGUAGUGCAGACAAGAGCCAAUUACAUAGGGGUGACGACGGAACUGAAAUUGCCCCAUGAAAUGGAUUUCAGCCGGAAGGAUAUCAGUGGAGUACUAUUCCAGUACCCAGACACUGAGGGAAGAGUAGAGGACUUCUCCGCACUUGUUGACCUCGCUCAUCAAAAUGGAGCCCUGGCAUGUUGUGCUACUGAUCUCCUGGCACUGUGUGUGCUGAGACCACCAGGGGAGUUUGCAACAGACAUUGUACUCGGUAGUUCACAGAGGUAUGGAGUGCCACUGUCCUAUGGAGGGCCACACGCGGCAUUCUUCGCUGUGAAAGAAAACCUUGUCAGGCUGAUGCCCGGGAGAAUGGUUGGAGUUACCAGGGAUGCUGCAGGAAAGGAGGUGUACCGAUUGGCACUACAGACGAGGGAACAGCACAUCAGGAGAGAUAAAGCCACCAGCAACAUUUGCACAGCUCAGGCACUUUUGGCCAAUAUGGCGGCAAUGUUCGCUGUUUAUCAUGGCCCUAAGGGACUGAAACACAUUGCAAAAAGGGUACAUAAUGCCACGUUAAUCUUAGCUGAAGGUUUGAAACGUGCUGGGCAUAAAAUACAGCACGAUGUAUUUUUUGGCACACUGAAGAUUCACUGUGGUGUGGCUGCUCAGGAGAUAGUUAGCAGGGCCAGCCAACGGCAGAUAAACCUCCGAGGAUAUGGUGACUCCGUGUUGGGAGUGUCCCUGGAUGAAACGGUGACUGAGAGGGACUUGGAUGACCUUCUUUGGGUCUUUGGUUGUGAAUCAUCAGCUGAAUUGAUCGCUGAGUCCAUGGGAGAUGAGACAAAAGGUAUCUCAGCCACGCAGUUUAAAAGGACAAGCACGUUCCUUUUACAUCCAGUCUUCAACAGUUACCACUCGGAAACAAAUAUUAUCCGGUACAUGAAAAAGUUGGAAAACAAAGAUAUUUCACUAGUUCACAGCAUGAUUCCUCUGGGGUCUUGCACUAUGAAGCUCAACAGUUCCUCAGAACUCACGCCUAUCACAUGGCCAGAAUUUGGAAAUAUCCAUCCUUUUGUCCCCCUGGACCAAGCUCAAGGCUACCAGCAGCUAUUUCGUGAAUUGGAACGGGACUUGUGUGAAAUAACAGGAUAUGACAAAAUCUCUUUCCAGCCGAAUAGCGGUGCCCAGGGUGAAUAUGCAGGAUUGGCAGCAAUUAAGGCUUAUCUCAACUCAAAAGGAGAGCAUCAGAGAACUGUCUGCCUUAUCCCCAAAUCAGCUCAUGGCACUAAUCCAGCCAGUGCACAGAUGGCAGGGAUGAAAAUCCAGCCAGUUGAAGUGGACAAGAACGGAAACAUAGAUGUUGCACAUUUAAAGGCAAUGGUUGACAAGCACAAAGAUAAUCUGGCUGCCAUAAUGAUCACCUAUCCAUCCACAUACGGAGUGUUUGAGGAGAAUAUCAGUGAUGUGUGUGGCCUCAUCCAUGAUCACGGGGGACAGGUUUACCUAGACGGGGCAAACAUGAAUGCGCAGGUGGGCCUCUGUCGUCCUGGUGACUAUGGAUCCGACGUGUCUCAUUUAAACCUGCAUAAAACUUUCUGCAUCCCUCAUGGAGGAGGUGGACCAGGAGUGGGACCAAUUGGAGUAAAGAAGCAUCUCGCUCCGUACUUGCCCAGUCAUCCUGUGAUCUCCCCAGUGUCUGACAGAGAUGCCCGACCCCUGGGUACAAUCAGUGCUGCCCCCUGGGGUUCCAGUGCCAUUCUGCCAAUUUCACUGGCAUAUAUUAAGUUGAUGGGAUCAAAAGGACUUCGCCACGCUACUGAGAUCGCCAUUCUAAAUGCAAACUACAUGGCUAAGAGGCUAGAAACUUUCUACAGAAUUGUUUUCAGGGGAGCAAAGGGUUAUGUAGCUCACGAAUUCAUCUUGGACGUGCGACCAUUUAAGAAAACAGCAAACAUCGAGGCAGUGGAUGUUGCCAAGAGGCUACAAGAUUACGGGUUCCACGCUCCAACUAUGUCCUGGCCGGUUUCUGGCACCCUAAUGAUCGAGCCGACCGAAUCGGAAGACAAAACUGAACUGGAUCGAUUUUGUGACGCAAUGAUAAAUAUCCGGCACGAAAUAGCGGACAUUGAGGAGGGAAGAAUGGAUGCGCGAGUAAACCCACUCAAGAUGUCUCCUCACACACUGGCUUGUAUUGCUUCAUCUAACUGGGACCGACCGUACUCUCGAGAACAAGCUGCAUUCCCAUUGCAAUUUGUGAAACCAGAAACCAAAUUCUGGCCGACAAUUGCUCGCAUAGAUGACCUUUACGGAGAUCAGCAUUUAGUCUGUUCCUGCCCACCAAUGGAAGCUUACGAGUCACCCUUCUUAGAAGAGAAAAGAGCUUCAUCCUAAGCCUUGAUCGUGAGUUUGGUAAUUACUGUGAACAAACUCAUUUACACUUUUUGGAGGGGGUUUCAAAAUCAAGAUCCAAUGGGUCAAAUAUCUCAAAUUGUAAUGAAGCCGCUGCUAAACGUUUUUUUAAGAGAAUAGAAAAUGUCUUCUCAGCCACACUUCAGUUGAUGGUAAUCAGUGCCUCAAAAUUUAAGCACCAUUCAAUUGCAUAAGUGGCCUCGCUCCUGUGCACUUUUUUUCUCGGUGAGUUAUGAAUGGCUGCAAUUGCAGCUGUGAUUGAAUUUAGCGAGUUCAUUUAUAGGACUGUUGGCUUGCAGCAAAUUGUCAGACUAUAGAAGACUGUGACCGAGCGAGAACGUGGUCCCAGGCAGUAGUAUUUUCUGUGUUUGCCUUUGAUAUACUUCUGUGUAAUUGUCAAUACCUCUGUAGAUGUAACCAGCAUCUUCUGGUUAAUAGAAGUUAAAAAAAGUAUGUAAAUUUUAACUGUCUUAUUAUUCCAAUAAAAAUUCUUGAAUUGA
Molecule: messenger RNA, 3861 nt
Organism: Leucoraja erinaceus (little skate)
Lineage: Eukaryota; Metazoa; Chordata; Chondrichthyes; Rajiformes; Rajidae
Gene: gldc
Product: glycine dehydrogenase (decarboxylating)
Exons: 25
Coding region: 260-3343 (1027 amino acids)
Biological process (GO): glycine decarboxylation via glycine cleavage system
Cellular component (GO): glycine cleavage complex; mitochondrion
Molecular function (GO): pyridoxal phosphate binding; lyase activity; glycine binding
Source: RefSeq, a predicted model, not a curated record